CUGCAGAGUAUUCCAUAUAUCGCAGAACUGCAGGUGGCCCUCCUUCCAAUCUUAGAGUUUACCUCUCACAGCUAGAAAGUCUCUUGGAUUAGAAGACCUGCACUUGGAUUUGACAAACCCUUGGGAAGAGACUGAGCAGUUCCAGCUACAAGAUGAUGCUGGACUCAGUAAGCCACAAUACUUUCCUGCCAAAUCCGAUGCUAUGUGAAUCCCUGACUUCUUGGUCAGAACUAUUUGGACCCACUGAGGAAAACUAUCUCUCAUUUGAUCACCAAACAGGCUGCAAUUCUUCCUGGACAUCCAUCCACCCAGAGUACUGGACAAGGCACAAUGUCUGUGAAUGGCUGCAGUUCUGCUGUGAUCAAUACAAACUGGAUGCCAACUGCGUUUCCUUUUCCCACUUUAACAUAAAUGGCCAGCAGCUAUGCAGUAUGACUCAAGAGGAGUUUUUAAACGCAGCGGGCAUUUGUGGCGAAUAUCUGUAUUUUAUCCUACAGAACAUCAAAUCUCAUGGUGUCUCCUUCUUUCAUGAUAACGAAGAAACAAAGUCAUCUGACAAACUUUAUGAUGAUAAGGCAUGUUUGAGAACAGGUGUUUUCAAGAGUCAAGAAUUUCAGAAUCACAGUAGAACAAGCCUACAGAGCUCUCACUUAUGGGAAUUUGUAAGAGACCUCCUCCUGUCUCCUGAGGAGAACUGUGGCAUCCUUGAAUGGGAAGACAGGGGCAAAGGCAUCUUUCGAGUCGUUAAAUCAGAUGCUCUGGCAAAGAUGUGGGGACAGAGAAAGAAAAAUGAUAGAAUGACAUAUGAAAAACUAAGCAGAGCACUUAGGUACUAUUAUAAAACCGGAAUUUUGGAACGAGUGGACAGGAGGUUAGUGUACAAAUUUGGAAAGAAUGCACACGGCUGGCAAGAGAGCAAGUUGUGAAAGACCUGUUUCAGACUGACUAUCUCAUAAGCAACGUGAAGUCUUCAUAGUAAAGGACGUUCACUGCAGCUCUUCCACAGAAUAAGAUGAGGCCACCUGUUCUGAACAACAGGUUAAAGUAACAAUGAUGGACUUCCUGAACUGGGAGGGUUCACUCACAUCCAUGGUUUUGGACUAGCAUCAUCACCUGCAUAGCACUUAAGAAAAUAAUUCCUCUAACCCACUCCAUAGACUUUUUCAAGUUUUGUAUUAUAUCUGUAGCAGUCCUCUCAAUGGCAAGAAGUGACAGUUUUCCAUUUGGAAAAGCAAGUUCUUGAUCACCAGAGCCAUGCACAUUGCGCCCUUUGGAAUGAAUGUAUAUCACCUGUGUUAUAUUGCAGGUAUAUCACAGCAUUGUCCUGCAGACAAUACUGGAAGGAUCAUGGAGUAUCUUUAGUGUCCUUUGUCACAUUUCCAAAUGUUUGCUUAUCUCCUCUAUCAUGGCAGAUUUAAAAUUGUUUCACACUUUGUGUAGCAACUG
Molecule: messenger RNA, 1446 nt
Organism: Heteronotia binoei (common prickly gecko)
Lineage: Eukaryota; Metazoa; Chordata; Lepidosauria; Squamata; Gekkonidae
Gene: ELF5
Product: E74 like ETS transcription factor 5
Exons: 7
Coding region: 153-926 (257 amino acids)
Biological process (GO): cell differentiation; regulation of transcription by RNA polymerase II
Cellular component (GO): nucleus
Molecular function (GO): DNA-binding transcription factor activity, RNA polymerase II-specific; sequence-specific DNA binding
Source: RefSeq, a predicted model, not a curated record